AUGGAAAUAUUAAUCGAAAAUACAGUUUGGGCAAAUACAAGAUGUUUUGCUUGUGGAGCACUUGUUUAUGAUAUUUAUCAUAAUCGAUGUUUUUGUUGUCGAAUAUGUAAACGAAAUUUAACUGCAGCGACUCUCAAUGAAGAAGGAGAUGAUAUUUAUUGUACAAAUUGUUAUCGAAAAAAACAACGAGGCGAUUGUAAUAGUAUAGAAUUUCAACGUGCAGCAAGUGAACGAGCAACUUAUGUUUAUAAUGAACGACAUCCUGAUCAACCAUCACCAACGCCUAAUCCUCAACCACCAGUUCGACGUGAUUUUUUAAGAAAUCCCUCAUGGACAUUACGUCAAUUAGAACGACAAUUUCUUUCUCAACAACCUACAACUACUACUACUAUAGAGAAAGCAAAAGAAGAUUAUAUCAAAAUCAGUUCACUUUCUCAUCCUAUGAUGACUAUUAAAACAAAUUUCUCAAAUCCAAUUAAGUUCACUAAAUUUCCACGUCAACCAUUAACAAUAAAAAAUGAACCAUCACCAUCGCCAUCAUUACAUUUUUCGCCUGCCUUUUCACCUUUUCCAAAUAAUCGUACGGAAUCAGGAUCUACAACACCUAAUCAUCUACAAACUUCACCAAAAAAGUGCUACAUUUAUUAA
This is a messenger RNA of Adineta steineri, 648 nucleotides long. Lineage: Eukaryota; Metazoa; Rotifera; Eurotatoria; Adinetida; Adinetidae. The record is from the annotation of a GenBank genome assembly.